CUUGCCGCCAGUUGGCCGGCGGCGAGCAUGGGAAGUCGUACCUUGGGCCUCAAUUUCAGGCCCUUCGUGACUCUGCCACGAUGUCGACGUCCUGCACAGAAUCUGUUGCGGCCAUUGGAGAGCCAGAACCGCUCAUUCCAGACCACCCAGAAACCUCCCGCACCUGACUUCGCUUUCGCAUUCGACAUCGACGGCGUCCUCGUCCGCAGCGCAAAGCCCAUCCCGCACGCCUCUUCGACCCUGCAAUUCCUCCAGAAAAACUCGAUUCCCUUCGUCCUCCUCACGAACGGCGGUGGACGUCAUGAAUCUGAACGAGUCAAAGACCUCUCGGAGAAGCUGUCCCUCUCCCUGGACACCUCCAUGUUCAUCCAGAGCCACACACCCUUUGCCGAGCUGAUUCACGGCGAAGAUAGCCUGCGUCACAAAUGCAUCAUGGUGGUUGGUGGUGAGGGCGGUCGCUGCAGAGACGUCGCAGAAAUGUACGGCUUCACAAACGUCGUAACGCCAGGUGACAUAUACGCUGCACAUCCGGAGAUAUGGCCGUUCAGCAAGCCGUUCAAGAAGGAUUACUACGAUAAAUUUGCGCGGCCCCUGCCGAAGCCGAUCAAUCCAGAUUCGCCGGCAGAUAGUCUCAAGAUUGACGCGGUGUUCGUGUACAACGACCCGCGUGACUGGGGCUUGGAUUUACAGGUUCUCAUGGACGUGAUGUUGUCGCACAAAGGUAUCAUGGGAACUUAUUCAAGCAAGAAUGGCGACGCGUCGCUGCCGAACAGUGGGUACCUCCAAGAUGGGCAGCCGCCGCUGUACUUUUCAAAUCCGGAUCUGUUGUGGGCCGCUGAUUAUCACCUCUCGCGUCUUGGGCAGGGCGGGUUUCGUGCAGCAGUCGACGGCCUGUGGCAGGCGUUGACAUCCAGUAAGGAUCAUCCCACACCGGAACUGUACAAGCGCGUUGCUGGAAAGCCGUUCCGAGAAACAUACGAGUUUGCCGAGAAGCAAUUACUUCGCCAUCGUGAUGCGAAGUUCGGCAAGAGCCAAGCUCCUCCUCUGAAAAGGGUGUACAUGGUCGGCGACAACCCGGAAAGUGACAUUCGUGGUGCAAACAGCUACGAGUCUCGGUAUGGAGUCGAAUGGAUUAGUCUCUUGACGCGUACAGGCGUUUACAAAGACCGCGACGGACGGCGACCGACAUGGGAGCCUCGAGCAAUAGUCGAUGAUGUCAAGGCAGCAGUACAGUAUGCACUGAAAGAUAGCGACUGGCCUCAACCUUUGCAAUAAGUAGUAGACUUUGGGAUCAGAAGGUGUAUAGAUUUGGGCUUGAAUAGACGAUAGCAUUGUACAUGUUCGGCAAUAUGCAACCUCCACAAUG
Exophiala xenobiotica is the source of this 1366-nucleotide messenger RNA. RefSeq names its product TIGR01456 family HAD hydrolase. Lineage: Eukaryota; Fungi; Ascomycota; Eurotiomycetes; Chaetothyriales; Herpotrichiellaceae. The transcript has 2 exons. The coding region runs from base 28 to 1275 and encodes 415 amino acids. The record is from RefSeq and is a predicted model, not a curated record. Gene Ontology annotation, biological process: glycerophospholipid biosynthetic process. Gene Ontology annotation, cellular component: mitochondrion.